AUGCGGCGAGGCGCGCUCCUAAUAGUCCUCUUCGUCCUCGCGCGCGACGUCGACGCCGAGAGCGACGACGCGUCGACGAUCGAGCGUCAGAAGGCUUCGUCGUCGGACAGUUGGAGAGUCGGUCACGCAUCCGACUCUCUGUCGCGAUACAACGGGCACGCGCGACGAUUACUGCGCGAUGCGGCGCCGACGCGGGCGUGGGACGCGGCGGGUCGGUUCUUAGACGCGCUCGAUGGGAGUUUAGCCGACGCGAGUGCGAACGGAUGCGUCUUGCACGAGUUCAACUCGUUGCCGAACGUGGAGACGGUGGACGUGAGCGUUCGGUUGGAUUACCACGCGAUGGCGAAGAAUGGUAAUUUGAAGAGAUUAGGGGUGAUGUGCGACGCGCGGAGCGAGAGAGGAAGCGGAGAGGCGUGGUGUUUGGGAUUGGAGCGGUCGACGGCGUUCGAGCGACAUCGAAAGUGGUGGCGACGCCUGAGCGAAGCGUACGAGGACGGGAGGCAUCCGUAUUGGUUGAGCGAAUACUUGGAGUUUGAUAUGCAUGCGAACGAGAUGAAUCCCACGGCGAGCGUGUUCAUCGAGACGACACCUAUGGUGAAUAGAAGACAGGCGGAGUACGUGCCGGCGCUGAGGGAAUAUUUAGAAGCGAUCGAGGAGACGGCUUCGGAGAGGCUGUAUGAGAACAUCCAGGCGGUGAUCGACGCGGCGAUGGGAGAUGGAUUCGACACACACAUGUGGGCCGCCGGAAUCAUGUUCAGUCGAUCGACGAAGACGGCGAGCGGGACGAUCGACAGCGUUCGUGUGCUAAUUCAUUUUAUGCGACACACGCCUCGAAACGGCGCCAAGGACGAAGAGGAAGACGGAUACAGGAGCGAAAAAACGCGCCAAAUGGUGCGUCUUCUCGAGAUACUGAACUGGACUGGUGACUUUGACGAGUUCGAUCGCAUAGACAAUUAUUUCUUGGACGACGGUGGGCUUGGCUCGGUGCUUCAGCUGGACGUCCUGAAUCGCGCGCCGACGGCGAGCGACCCCUCGAUCAUCGGCCCACGCGUCGGUGUCGAGAUAACCAUCGGCGUCGCUGACCCCACGAAGAACAUCAUGCCGCGACUCAACUCUCUCGUUGACGAUGGACUCGUCGCCCCGAUGUGGUGGAGCAAUUUCACCGCCGCGUUGUGCGAGCCCGGUCCUCCGCGAACCGACGCGAGUAACGCUCGGGCCCUCCUCCGUCGUCCGUGCGCCAUCAGAAGACGCACAGCCGCCGACAAGCGAGACUUGACAAAGAAUGAUGGUUCGGGCUUCCACCCACCGCUCACCGUGGCCGUGAGUCACCUCAAAUUUAUCGUUCAACCAGGACGCUCUCUGUACGUCAAGCCGUACGUCACGACGCAAGCUCCGUUCGCGUGGUGCCUUGACGACAAGGCCCACGCCGAGCCUGAAUCGCUCCCGGUCUACAAUCAGUGCGCCCGAUGA
This is a messenger RNA of Ostreococcus tauri, 1470 nucleotides long. RefSeq names its product unnamed product. The record is from RefSeq and is a predicted model, not a curated record. Bases 1 to 1470 code for a protein of 489 amino acids. The transcript has a single exon. Lineage: Eukaryota; Viridiplantae; Chlorophyta; Mamiellophyceae; Mamiellales; Bathycoccaceae.